Papilio polytes (common Mormon) is the source of this 922-nucleotide messenger RNA. It is a transcript of the gene Lipt2, whose product is annotated as putative lipoyltransferase 2, mitochondrial. The coding region runs from base 99 to 833 and encodes 244 amino acids. Gene Ontology annotation, molecular function: lipoyl(octanoyl) transferase activity. The transcript is spliced from 3 exons. Gene Ontology annotation, cellular component: mitochondrion. The record is from RefSeq and is a predicted model, not a curated record. NCBI's taxonomy places the organism in Eukaryota, Metazoa, Arthropoda, Insecta, Lepidoptera, Papilionidae. Gene Ontology annotation, biological process: protein lipoylation.
UUCUGUUGUUUUUAAAUUUUUAAAGUAAUCAAAAAAAUAUUAAAAUUACAAGUUUCCGUCUUUAUUUAUUAUUUUCAGGAUACUAUUUUUUAGGAUUUAUGAAACCGAAAAUGGUUAAAAUAUGGAAAUUAGGUCUUGUCAGUUACGAUACCUCUUUAAAAAUUCAACAAGCUCUUGCGAAGAGACAUUUCAAUGCUUUGAGGAAUGGUAAUAGUAUUAAUAACGAUACUCUUCUACUAGUCGAACAUAAACCUGUCUAUACUGUUGGUAUAAGAGAUGAAACGCCCGCAGACGAAAUAACAAGACUACAAAGUUUAGGUGCUGAAUUUAGGAAAACCAAUCGAGGGGGUCUAAUCACAUUUCAUGGUCCAGGCCAAUUAGUUGUUUACCCAAUUAUCAACUUAAAAAAUUACAAAACUAGUGUUAAAUGGUAUGUGAAGAGCUUAGAAGAGACUGUUAUCAAACUAUGUGAAGAGUUAGGUUUGGAAGCGAGUAGAUCUCCAUACACCGGUGUCUGGAUUGGUGACAAUAAGGUUGCAGCUAUCGGAAUACAUGCCUCAAGAUAUGUUACUACUCAUGGAAUAUCACUGAAUUGUGAUAAUGAUCUGUCAUGGUUUAACCAUAUUGAUCCUUGUGGUAUUGAAGAUAAAGGUGUAACUUCUCUGAGUCAAGAAACUGGUACAACAUUCACUCCAGAACAAAUAACCCCCUUGUUACUAAAUAAUUUUGAAAAAGUUUUUAAUUGUUCCUUAGAAGAUAUUGAAACCGAUGUACAAGAAGAUAUACUAAAUGGUGUUUAUAACAAAUUAAUGCUUGAAUCUGUUGAAAGUUAAUGAAAACUACAAUAUUGUAUAGAUAAAUUGUAAAAUAGAAACUCAAGAAUGUAUUUAUUGUUAUGUUUAUAAAAUUUAUAGGUGGAAAU